AUCGAGUUAUCAUCAUCAGCCAUAUUUUUUUACAUCGAUGUAUCGAUUUACAUUUUUCACUUUAUUUGAUCCAACAAAUAAAGCAACACCACUUUGCUGGAUUGAUUUGCCGUCAUCUUGUUUAAUAUCCAUUUAACGUUGAAAUAUAUAUUUCUAGUUUUUCAAUCAAUUUUCGUAUUUAAUUUUUUGAUUUUCCAAAUUAAUCAUGGCAAGUGAUAAGACACUUCCUCCACCACCUUUUUACUGGGCCCAGCGUAAAAAUUUGGUCUAUGUCAGAAUUGCUAUUGAAGAAUGUGCUGAUCCCACCAUCAAAGUUGAUAAACAGUCAUUGUAUUUCAAGGGUAAAGGUGGUGCUGAUAACAAAGAGUAUGAAGCCAAUUUGCAGCUUUUUGCAGAAAUUAAACCAGAUGAGUCAAAAUAUAAUGUUAGGGGUCGAGGUAUUGAAUUUGUUUUAAUCAAAGCUGAUGACUCAGCUCCUUAUUGGAAAAGACUAUCGGCUGAAGACAAAAAAUUCCACUGGAUAAAAAUUGAUUUCAAUAAGUGGAAAGAUGAAGAUGACUCAGAUGCUGAAGCUGAAUCUAUGGGCAUGGGUCCAGGUGAUGGUGGCGGCUUCGAGGAGAUGAUGAGACAAAUGGGUGGCUUAGGAGGCGGCGAUUUAGAUGAUUUGGAUGAUAAUGAAAAAGAUUCAGAUGAUGAGCCAAUUCCUGAAUUGGAAGAUUAAGCAAACAACAUUCACCACACCUUUUUGCUUGCCCUUGUCCAUGAAAUUUUUUUUUGUCAGUAAAAACAUUGAUUAAAAUUUUACUUUGCUUCUAUAAAA
Tetranychus urticae (two-spotted spider mite) is the source of this 820-nucleotide messenger RNA. RefSeq names its product cytosolic prostaglandin E synthase (gene p23). Gene Ontology annotation, cellular component: cytosol; nucleus. Gene Ontology annotation, biological process: chaperone-mediated protein complex assembly; protein folding. The record is from RefSeq and is a predicted model, not a curated record. Gene Ontology annotation, molecular function: Hsp90 protein binding; protein-folding chaperone binding. NCBI's taxonomy places the organism in Eukaryota, Metazoa, Arthropoda, Arachnida, Trombidiformes, Tetranychidae.